ACUCCAAAACGGUCUUUCCUUGUUAUCUGGGUGCUUAUCUGCGUGGUCAGAGCUCUACGAGAGUCCCGGCUCAAGAUCUCCGUCUCAAGCUCCGCGUGCGUUAAUUUUCUCUGCCAGGUGGACCUCCGCAAAGGUGAACGUUGAGCCAGCGUGCUGGUUUGCUCUGCUUACGCAACUGCCCAUCUCCCUGUACAUCUUGCCUCUCAUUGUUGGCCUCUCAUAUGCAUUUCUUGUUGCGGUGUGGUUGUGGCAAUUUGUAUUGUGCCUUCGCCUAGCGUGGAGAUUCGCUGUGUGUGUGACUAAUUCCUGAAUUUGAUUCUUGUUUCUCGUUGACGAAUCAUGCCACAUGUUCGCAGUUGUCACAGGCGAGUUGCACGGAGAUCUCGAGUUUAUCUGGACUUCUGCAAGCCGUCAUGUAUUCCCGUUUGCUUUGACUCGUUGCUGCCAGAACCGAUCCGUAUACGCGUCUUCUGAGAUAAUUGGCUGCUCCGCCUGGAUUGGAGGGAGACUGCAGAGGGGAGAUGGAAGUGGGAGUGCAGACUUUGUCUUCUUCUUGCCGGACUGUGUGUGUCGAUGUGCAAACGGAGACCCCCCCGACUCUGUGUCAUGCCCACUUCUACGAGAGCGCAGUUGCGAGUUAAAGAGUAGUUGGGAGUUCAACAUUUGGAAUUUCAGCAGUUGGUUUCACUUUGUGCCAGACCCAUUCUUAUGACAGUGCAGUUGGGAGUCCAACAUUUGGGAGUUCCGCUGCCGCCAGCGUGCAGGACGCCUGUGUGCAAACAGAGAAUCUGGCGAGGGGUAUGCACAACGGUAGUCUGGAUCGUACAUUCAAGUUUGUAUGCGACAUGGCUUUCAAGCUCACAGUAUAUUCUUCCUUUGCGAUAUCUGAUCUCCACGAACAUCUUCCAUUGGUUUUAAAUAGCAUGGCGGGCAACAUCGAGGAUGCACUUAAACAGAUAGAACGCAUCGCAGUGACCCUGGACGACAUUCAUCGGAGAGAUGGAGGCUCGUGGUACGUCGUGGAUGCGCCAUUGUGCUACUCGAGAUUCCUGGCGAGGUUGCAUCGAGGAUACAAUGGGCGACAUUUAUAGGAUUCAACGGUCUAGAUGUUCAUCUGUUUCACGGCACAGUGCAGUUGCCUCUCCGUCGGGGUCGUCGUCUGUCCGUGUCGCUUCGGAUGUGACAGCCAAGACUGGACAUCAAAAGUCGGUUCCCCAAUCUUCCCAAAGCAUUCGAGUUUUUCCCGAUAGCGGUGAUAGCUCUAGAGGUAACCGCAAAGGCAGAGGCAAAGGCAAACGGUAUCCUAGCAGCGCCACGCCUGCCAAGAGCUCUAAAGGCGCCAACAUACGAGGACAGGAGUUUGACGGAGCAGGUCGUACGCACGUGUAUGCAACUUUCGGCUUAGAACCGCGGAGGCAGUAGUACUUGUAUCUCAUCUGUUUUCUCAUUUCUCACUUCAUCUCUCAGUUUGAUCUCUCGCUCGAGCCAUGAUGGCUCUACGGCCCGCUGUGGGCCCCGCUAAGUGCUUCAGGUGCGUAUGGGGCAGGGGCCCCCACAUUCUUCAGGUGACGUUCUUCCACGGGUUGUUUCCCGUUCAAUUCGUUACUUACUUCACAUUUGACGUUGAGCAUAGGCCUCUUGUCAUACCGCGGGUUGUUCAAGCGUAUUUCGGAUUUGAGUUGAUGUGAUGAAGUGAUUGUUGCUCGCUCAUGCCGUGCUUGUGCGUGUCGUGCGUGCGUGCUUGACUUCACACACUCAUAAGAGCUUAGGCUUCCGCCUUCCUCAUCGUUUGGAUCGGUGGGGCUUCGCCUGCUCCCGAUGCGUCCGCUGCCUUGCUAUCGACUAGGCUGGGAAGCUUGCGCAGUCGACCGCAAACACCGCAAACAAAAACCUGAUUGACAGUGCAGUAAGGAGUCUUUGGUUCCACAUACUGUACACAGUGAUUUCGAUGAUUGUACACACUGGUGUUGUGGGCCCCCAUUGGUUUCGAUGGUGUGGCCUUAUGAUGUGUUGUACUCUGCUCAAUUUAUGCAAUUUUCAUGAUUGUCCAGGUAAACCUUCGACAUCGUGGAAGCGAAAAAUGAGACGUCUGAAACUGGUGGCGUACCGCCAAGUUGCGAUUGACUUCUCUCACUUGGACCGCCCUGCGCCGGUCGUUGUUGUAAGCGCUAAACAUUCUGCCGCCAGCCCACAGGACGGUUCGCACGAUAUUGCUUCUGUUCGUUCUUCUUCGAUGGCCAAUGAUAUUUCGCAGGAUACUGCUGUGCGCGAUGAUGUUGAGGAGGUGGUUGAGGAGAAUGUUGGGCAUGAUAGUUCGCAUGAUAGCAGGUCGGGGCAGGAUGCUGCCCUUGGGGAGCCCGUGGGGCAGACGAGGCAUCUUGUUAUCAGGGUCCAGUGUUGAUCAUGAGGCUUCUGAGUUCCAUGUUGAGUGAUCUUCAUCUGGGCGAAUCCUGUUUGAUGAUCGGUCUCCAGUGGCUUGCUAUGAGAUGCCCCUUGAAGCGAGGCUGAGACCCAUAUCGAGGCGGAGACACAAGGAGAGUUCGCAUGUUAUUGCCGAUGGAGCUGUUAAACUGCUAGCGAGACUCAACAGGCGAGACACUGUUAAGACGGCAGCUGAUGUUAAAAUGUCGGAGGUUGAGAAGGAUAACGAAGAUGUGGAGAAUCGAGGAGGAGGAAGCUCAUCGAUCUCAGUGGAUACUAUGGCGUUGCCAGCAGUGUCCAGUGACCCCGCAGCGUCGUUGCCAGAACAGAAGGGUCGUCGUCGUCGGAGAGAGGGAGAUGAUGGAACGGACGCUUCCAGGGGAGACGCUGAACUGGAGAACGACCCGACAACUGAGUCGGACGGGGAGCAGUUCGACCCAGCAAAUUGGCAACGACAGGGGUUCAACAUGAACAAAGCGAUUGGAAAGAGUACGAGAAAGAUGGAGCGGAAGGUUAAAUGUCUUCAAAAUGAUGUUGAGACUAUUCAGAGGUGGCAGGAUGAGGCAGAGGUGAAGAUGUCAGUGUUGCAAACACAGUUUACGGAGUUUAAACAGGGAGGAAGUUCGAGUGCUGCAUAAGACAGUGGAAGGGAGGAGGUUUGUCAUUGCUUUUUUCAUUGGUGUUGCCGUUAUAAGCUUGUAUUUACCACAUGCUGACUCGUGCCUGGCAGACGAUGAAGAGAACACUGGGUCAAGGGUCCCUGGCUCGAGACAGGAGUCUGUGGUUCCACAUACUGUACAAGGUGUUUCGUGUUGGGCACGCUGAUAUUGUAUUUUUCUGUGGAAGUCGUAGAUAUUGAGAGGGUACUGACCAUUGAGAAGUUAUUGGCCACCGCAUGGAGAGGUUAUUUAUCAUUGAAGGGUUAUUAUUCACCUUGUGAAGCUGAAGACAUGAAGUGGUUAUUGAUCAUCACGGCGUUGGAUCGGUAGUUCCUUGCACACUGUGAUUUCGCAGAUUGCACACGCCGGUGUUGUGGGCCACCGUUGGUUUCGAUGGUGUGGCCUCAUGAUGUGUUGUAAUCUGCUCAGUUUUGUACGUGUAUAUAGUGUGUUCGGUUGUCUUUGCCACGUGUUACCGGUUUCAACUUUCGACAUUGGAACUCUUGUGGAGGGGAAGUGUCGCGUGCUCUGUGGUCGAUCGCGGAGGAGGCGUUUGUCCUGGAUCCGCGGUCGUCUGUGUCGGUGUGACAGGUUUAUCUUUGUCUGUGAAGAUCUUGUUACUUGUAACGUGAAACAUUGUUAUUUUUCCUGUUGAACCAUUGUGACUUGUCACUUGGUGCCUCUAAGUUGGUCUUGACUUGUGAAUCGUUGAAUACAUGCAUGUUGUGAUUGAUUGUUGGUCUGUGGUGCUCUCUCUCUCGUUGCUCUUCGCUUCAUUUGUAGCGGCGACGUGAGGUGUGUAUAGCGGCCUGUUGUGAAUAUUUUUUCAAAUUCACGCGCAUUCCCUAGAAGACUCGGACUUGUUUGCAGUGCCAUUCUUCCGUUUGGCUUGUUACUUGGUGCCUCAAAGGAGGUUACUCGUUGCCCUGAUCGACAGUGUAGUUGCCUCAAAGCAGGUCGCUUGUAUGAGAUCGUCGUUUUCUUUUCUUGGCUCAUUGGAGCCUGCUCGCUGCCCCAUGUGGGCCUGCAUACUUCGUGUGUCUGCACUCUGCUCAAUUCAUGCAUGUGGUGAUCGGUGCUCCUGCUCGCUUGAAGUGCUUGACGUUGCGUGACUGCGUGACGGGGCCCCUGUUAGUGGGGCCGCAGGUGUUCGAUUUCGACAUGCCUAAGCCACACUGGCUCGGCGCGUGUCAUUCUUGAUGCCUCGAAGUAGGUCCUUGCCCGCGUCCUUGUUUUGUACUCUUGUACAGCUCAACGAGUGUCGCAAUUUUUCUUGAAAUUCCGGCGCGAGGUGGAGCUAGUUGGCGGAGCGGGCGCGGACGGACAAUGACUCGUAGAGCUUCCCUAAGAGCGGAGCGGCGAAUAAUCCCGGCGCGCUAGGGAGCUAGUUGGCACACAAAAUCUCGAC
This is a messenger RNA of Prorocentrum cordatum, 4488 nucleotides long. The record is from the annotation of a GenBank genome assembly. NCBI's taxonomy places the organism in Eukaryota, Dinophyceae, Prorocentrales, Prorocentraceae.